Notolabrus celidotus (New Zealand spotty) is the source of this 2388-nucleotide messenger RNA. It is a transcript of the gene pip4p2, whose product is annotated as phosphatidylinositol-4,5-bisphosphate 4-phosphatase 2. Bases 359 to 1132 code for a protein of 257 amino acids. The transcript has 8 exons. Gene Ontology annotation, molecular function: phosphatidylinositol-4,5-bisphosphate 4-phosphatase activity. Gene Ontology annotation, cellular component: phagocytic vesicle membrane; plasma membrane; lysosomal membrane. Gene Ontology annotation, biological process: phosphatidylinositol dephosphorylation. The record is from RefSeq and is a predicted model, not a curated record. Lineage: Eukaryota; Metazoa; Chordata; Actinopteri; Labriformes; Labridae.
AACUCUCUAUGGACAGCACAGGCCUCAGUGCUCUCACGGUGACAUCUUGUGGUGUAAAGCGGACGUUGCUGCUGUAGUGAUUUAAUCCCGAGUCCAUCCAUCCCCAAAAACACUGAAAUAAUCUGGAAGUGAUGGAAUCCAAGAAGGGCUUUUACACAGGUCAUGUCAUCGAGGGGCGGGGACCACCACGUUGCUCCUCCCCCUCCGGGCUGCCGUCACCGGGGCUGCUGGACCGGAGCAACUCGGCACCAAACAACCAGCCGGCUGCUGCUGCUGCUGCUCCUUUCAGCUGAGAGAAGACCCUGGCAGCCAGGAGCCUUCCCGACGUCACUGCUCCUUCUUUCGCACCGUGAACGACAUGGCUUCCGACGGCAUGGACGAGCGAUCUCCGCUGCUGUCUGGCCCAAACUCCGAGAAUGUGACCCCCACUGCUCCCCCGUACCUGCAAGAUCCGAGCCCCCGAGCCGAACUACCUCCUCCUUACACAGCCAUCGCCAGUCCGGACGCCGGCGGUGUGCCCGUCAUCAACUGCCGCGUCUGCCAGUCGCUCAUCAACCUGGAUGGGAAGCUGCAUCAGCAUGUGGUCAAGUGCACGGUCUGCAAUGAAGCGACACCCAUCAAGAACCCUCCAACAGGGAAGAAAUAUGUGAGGUGUCCCUGUAACUGCCUGCUCAUCUGUAAAGACACAUCAAGGAGGAUAGGAUGUCCUCGGCCAAACUGCAGACGCAUCAUCAACUUAAGCCCUGUGAUGGUGAUCCCCGAGGAGCAACCUGCACAGCCGGCUCUGCCCAUCCAACCUGAGGGGAUGAGAGUGGUUUGCGGUCACUGUGGCAACACCUUCCUAUGGAUGGAGCUUCGGUUUAACACACUAGCCAAGUGUCCCCACUGCAAAAAAAUAUCAUCUGUUGGCAGUGCACUCCCCAGGAGGCGCUGUUGUGCUUAUGUAACAAUAGGAAUGAUCUGCAUUUUCAUUGGAGUGGGUUUAACAGUCGGCACUCGGAGCUUUGCCAUUCGUUACAACGCCACCUACGUCUCUUGGGCGUUGGCCUACCUGCUGGGCCUCAUCUGUCUGAUACGAGCCUGCUACUGGGGGGCGAUCAAAGUCAGCUACCCUGAGAACAGCUUCUCCUAGACAGGGGAACAGCUGAGAGAACAGACCCCACUUUUAAGUUGUUUUCAUCGUGUUUAGAUUUCAAACCGGCCAUGUUCAGCGGAGUGGUGCACCUGCAGAGUAUGUUGGAGUGAUGAAUGUUUGGAGGGCUGUUACGUUGACGAUGCAUCUUGUUGUGUUUGUGUCUGUUUUAGAAGUUUUACUCAUUGAACAAAACUACUGUGUGUCAAUCAGUCCACAUUGACUCAGAAUCCUGCCCAGGUUUUGCUUAAAUCCAUCAAUAUACAGAAUCAAGAACUCCAAUAAAACUGUGAUUGUCCUUGUGUGAAUGCCAAAAUUAGCUGAUUUAAAUAGUACUCGAGCAAACUGGUUGCAUUUUGUCUUUCUGGGCUAUUUAUUUAAUUUCUUUUUUUAACAACUUGACAUUUGUUUCUGACCAGACCAAAAUGAGACAACCUCCCGCGAUUAGUUUGCCCAUUGCACUAUAAUAUGAUAUGCAAUUGUAUUAUUUUUUUUGCUGCUAGUUUGACUCCAGCUGCAUAUCCGUACUGUAAUGUAACCUUCCCUGUGUACACUGACAUAGUAUUGCUUUAUGAUUUUAACUUGCAAACUGAUCAACUUUUUUUUGUAAGAAAUCCUCCGAAACUAUCCACGUGUGCCAGCUUUACUCCUCAGUAUUAGUUGAGUAGAGCAUCAGAGCAACAGGAGCUCCUUUUUUUAUUUCCAUGCUAAUUUUUUGGUGCCAUGCAGCUUUUCAACUCAUAACAGCAAUAACCCUUUUAUUUGAACCUCACCAUGUUAUUGUUGCCUUCUCACUCAAAGAAAAUGUCUGCAUGUUCGUAUCCUGCCACUUGGGUUGUGUUUUUUUACAUCCCGGUCCACAGAGGUAGCUGAAGUAUUUGAUGCUCCUGACUUUGCUCUGUCUGCCUGUAAGUUAGAAUGUAAACCCUCCUCUUCCUCCUCCUCCACCUCUUCUUCCUGCUUUUAUUGCUGCUCCGGUGAACUCCUUGCUAGCUAGCUCGGUUGCUAUAGGCUAAUUUGGCAUCCUGUCUCUUGACCAGUCUGCAAUCUUCUAACCUUGUCUUGAAUGUGAUGAUGAUGAUGAUGAUGAUGAUGAUGAUGUUGAGGAUGAUGAUGAUUAAGGUGAAUAUAUAUCAAAAGAACCUUUGUAAAUAGUUCAAAUUCAGUACUUGGAAAAGUGUAAUGAGAGGAUGAAGGAGUGGAGAUUUGUGGGUCUUUUUAAAAUGAUAAUUUAUCAAUAAAAAGCUAAAACUUCC